Messenger RNA from Camelina sativa (false flax), 1192 nucleotides. RefSeq lists its product as uncharacterized. The record is from RefSeq and is a predicted model, not a curated record. Lineage: Eukaryota; Viridiplantae; Streptophyta; Magnoliopsida; Brassicales; Brassicaceae. Gene Ontology annotation, molecular function: lipid binding.
GAUUUCAGUUCCCACUAGUCAUUGCAUGUGCUAUCUCUCCCUCAUUGUCCCACUUACCCACUAUCCUGCUUUCAACUCUGUCUCUUUCUCUCUCUCUUUCUUAACCAAAUCCAUGACUUAAAAAUGCAAGAGCGCCACAACAUAAGUCUUCACACCCUCCGGAUCCCUCAAUCUUCCUCUAUACAUUAUGAACGGUCCAGCCCCCUCCAGCUCCUCCUGGUCGGUGAGCGAGGAGUCGCUGAGAAGGUAUGUGAGGUUCGCGAGUGAGAGCUGCAUCCAAGAGCUCUUAUCUUCGUCUGAGGCCGGACGCUUUGGGAACGCGUCUAAUGGGUGGAAAGUUGUGAGGCAUGACCCAAACGGUGUCGAGAUUUCAAAACGCGACACUGGAUCGCUCCACUCGUUUAGAAGCCGUAGGAUCCUUACAUCAAUCUCUCCAGACCAGUUCGUCAAAGUCGCAAAUGCCAUCGACGCAGCAAAGCAAUGGGAAGGCGACCUAGUGGAAGCAACACAUAUUAGAAACAUAGAUGAGAAUCUAAGUGUUAUCCGUUUAAGGUUUGGGGAAAACUCGAAACCGCUCUUUAGGAAAAGAGAGUUCAUUGUCUACGAACGACGUGAGACCAUGCAAGAUGGCAGCCUCGUGGUGGCGGUUGCGUCGUUACUAAAGGAGAUGGCAGAAGGAUUGGAGCCGACAAAGAAAAAGGAAAACAACUCCAUUAGAGGGUUUUUGGUUGAGUCAGGAUGGGUUUUGGAGAAGCUUGACGAUAGCUCUUGCAUGAUUACUUAUGUUGUUCAGUUGGAUCCCAUAGGAUGGUUGCCAAAGGGUUUUGUGAACAGACUAAACACAAAGCUAGUAAUGGUUAUUGAUAACCUUAGAAAGCUUGCUCAAGCUUCUCUACCUUCUCUCCCUCCUCCUUAGCCCUCGCUCUCUCUUUUUAUUUUUAUUUUUAUUUUUUUAUGUAUACAUAUUUUUACAAAAGGGUUAAAUGAUCAUAAUUAAAAGGCCAACUACUUUUCCCUCGUUGGUUUUCUACUCUAUUAAUAAACCUUAAACCCGGCCCCUCUCUGGAGGCUAGAGUGACGACUAUUUUAGAACAUGGGAGUUAUCAUUUUAUUGCAACUAGCUGCUUCCCCGCACAACGCGUGGAUUGUGAUGUAGUUGGCACUUUUAUUUAUACACUAUAUGUUUAUACCA